Molecule: messenger RNA, 2326 nt
Organism: Daphnia carinata
Lineage: Eukaryota; Metazoa; Arthropoda; Branchiopoda; Diplostraca; Daphniidae
Product: serine proteinase stubble-like
Exons: 10
Coding region: 120-1898 (592 amino acids)
Biological process (GO): proteolysis
Molecular function (GO): serine-type endopeptidase activity
Source: RefSeq, a predicted model, not a curated record
UGCGUGUAACAUUUUUCAGACUUCAAAAGGGUGCGGUUUACGUGUGGCCUGAUUUUUAGUGUUAAUUAACGCGAUUCAGCCUCGUGUGUGAUUACCGUGUACAAAAAGAAAACCAGGAAAUGACGGAGUUGUCAGGUGCAUCACGUUGGAAGGGGAUCUACUUAAUUAUCGGCCUUAUUGUAAUGGCUGAAUUAGUGACAGUCAGCGGCCGUGGUCACAUUGAUUAUCAAUCGUCUUUCGGACCUAAAGAACGCAGGAAACGUCAAGUUGGUCAAACGGACGCGUUUAGUUUACUUUCUUCGCUGAGCCGGCCAGCAGCUGCCGGACCUUCAUCUACGGCCGCUCCGGGCGGAAGCGGUAGCGGGAAGCAAUUGGACCUCGGGAACAACGCGUUCGGUGGCCUGAUUGGUGGGAUUUUCAAUCAAGCGUUGAGCAAUUUCGCACGACCGACUCAAAACGGAGGAGUCAACAUCGAUCUGGGUGCGCUGGCCAACCCGCAAACGUGGGCCAAUUUCGGUGGUAAUAACGGCGCUACCUUCCCACCGCCGAAUCCACAUGGAGGCGACGUUAGUUUUCCCGGUAAAGUUGCAACCGCCAACAAACCGACGACUACUAAAAAACCUAAAACAAACAGCAAACCCGUAACGACAACCACUAAACAACCGUCGAAUGACGUCAUAGUACCAAGCUUGACGAGUCUCGCUGACGUGCCAGAACUCAAAGGCAUCACGUGGGCUCAAUACAUCGACAGCUCGUCAAUGCUGUGGCUCCCAUACGACAUGAACGUACCAGGAUUCAUUCCCGGCCGGGCUUAUUAUUUGGGAUUUGGCAACCCGGAUUUCGCAUACCAGACGUGUUUCACUCCACUGAGAGCGACGGGCCGUUGUCGGUUUGUCCAGCAUUGUGCCCGGCCCGAAAUCAUUGCCUCGUUGAGUUCCUUCCUCAGUUAUGCCUGUCCCAUCGGCAGCGAUUAUAUGGGGGUCUGCUGUCCAGACAAUACCCAGCCAACUGUCGUUACUACUCAGCCUCCACCCCCGCCUCCACCUACACUCGCACCAGAGACCACCACAGCUGCACCUCUAACCACGACCACCACCGUAGCGCCUCCGACUACCACGGCUGUCGCAACUGAGCCCAGCACCACAGUCGCAGCGGUUAGAAAAGGUUGCGGUGAGCACAUGAAACAGACGACAAGGAUCGUUGGUGGUCAACCGGCUGAUAAGGGUGAAUGGCCAUGGAUGGCCGCUUUGCUCCGCGACAUGACAGACCAGUAUUGCGGUGGAGUGCUCAUCACUGACCAGCAUAUCCUCACCGCCUCCCACUGCGUCGACAAUUUCAAACCGGAGGAAUUGACGGUGCGGCUGGGCGAAUACGACUUUUCUCAGGUGAGCGAAGCUCGUCGUGAUUUCGCAGCGGAGGCUAUUUACAUGCACGAGUCGUACGAUCGCAGGACGUACAAGAACGAUAUAGCUCUGAUCAAACUGAAAACGAAAGCCACUUUCAACAACGAUAUUUGGCCCAUUUGUUUGCCACCGUCCAACAUUGUUCUCGAGGGUCAAAGCGCCUUUGUUACAGGAUGGGGCACAACUUCGUACAGUGGCCAGUCUAGCGACGUCCUUUUGGAAGUGAUCCUACCCAUUUGGGCGUUGGCCGAUUGUCAGAAAGCUUAUACUCAGCCCAUCAGCGAACAGCAGCUGUGUGCCGGAUACAGAGCAGGUGGCAAGGAUUCUUGUCAGGGUGAUUCCGGUGGGCCGUUGAUGUACCAAAUGUCUACGGGUCGAUGGGCCGUAGUGGGUGUCGUUUCUUGGGGUAUCCGUUGUGCCGAGAAAGACAAACCGGGCGUUUAUACUCGAGUGACUUCCUAUUCCGACUGGAUCAAAGCCAAAGUGUUGGCUUAAAUUCAAACACGCAACGGCUUACUACUUACAAAAGAAAACUAUAUGCAUUUAGAGCAUCGUGAAUGUUUCGGCUUUGACAUUAUUAUAUUUUCAAAUGGUUGCCUUAAAAUCGUCGAAAUCGGAAAGGGGGGGGAUUGAUUUACUUCUAUCAACAUUUCGGGUUGAAUCGAACUGCACGGAAAUCGCAACAAUGGAACUUUCAAUGCAUUUAUACAAAAAAAAAUUUUCAUCGCUGGCGAAAACGUUCGAAUGGCGCUGGGUGUUGCCACAUUCUUCGUUUAUUUGCUUCUCCUUUUUUUUAAUGAUUAUUAUUCUAUAAAUAUAUAUACGUCUACACGCAAUGAAAAUCUGCAUCGUGUCUAACCAGUUUGUGUAAGAAAAGUUUGCAUUGCUCGUGAGAAAUUACAUAAAUUGUUGUUGUUGCCAAA